Molecule: messenger RNA, 2463 nt
Organism: Hansenula anomala
Lineage: Eukaryota; Fungi; Ascomycota; Saccharomycetes; Phaffomycetales; Wickerhamomycetaceae
Gene: VSB1
Product: Vsb1p
Exons: 1
Coding region: 1-2463 (820 amino acids)
Cellular component (GO): membrane
Source: RefSeq, a predicted model, not a curated record
AUGAAACCUUUGAAAUUGAUUGGAUAUUUACCAAGUGUGAUAUUAGGUUUAUUAUUAAAUAUUCUUGAUGGGUUAUCAUACGGUAUGAUUAUUUUCCCAAUUGGUGAAAAAGUGUUUUCUCAUCUUGGUUCUGCUGGGCUAUCAAUGUUUUAUGUUUCUUGUAUUGUUUCACAAUUGGUUUAUUCAUUGGGUGGCUCAGCAUUUGGUGCUGGUAUCGGUAGUGAAAUGAUUGAAGUUACUCCAUUUUUCCACGGAAUGGCUCUAAGUAUCAUGCAUGAGAUUGGUGAGGAUCAACCUGAUAAAAUCAUUUCCACCACUAUCACAACUUAUGCUAUAAGUUCAAUGAUUACCGGGUUAAUUUUUUUAAUGUUGGGUAAAUUCAAAUUGGGUCAACUGGUUGGAUUUUUCCCUCGUCAUAUCUUGAUUGGUUGUAUUGGUGGUGUUGGUUAUUUUUUGGUUAUAACAGGUAUUGAAAUCAGUUCAAGGCUAGGUGCUUUUGAAUAUAAUUGGGGUUAUUUAAGUACUUUAUUACAAGGUGAAAAUCUGAUCAAAACUAUAACACCAAUACUAUUAACUGCUGGUUUGGUUGUAUUACAACAUUAUAACCAUAAUUCAUUAAUAUUACCAUCAUAUUUCAUUGCAGUUUUCGUUUUGACCCAUAUUUUAAUCAUUUUAAUUCCAUCAUGGGAUCUUCCAUCUUCAAGAAAGCAUGGCUAUAUGUUUUCUUCAGGCUCAAAUGGUGAAUCAUCAACAAAUGAAGCUUGGUAUGAAUUUUAUAAAUUAUACAAUUUCAAAAUUGUGGAAUGGUGGAUUAUUGUUAAACAAGUUCCUUCAAUGCUUGCUCUAACUUUUUUUGGUAUUUUACAUGUUCCAAUUAAUGUUCCAGCCUUGGCUGUUUCAACAAAACAAGAUAAUGUUGAUGUUGAUAGAGAAUUGAUUGCACAUGGUGUUUCUAAUCUAUUAAGUGGUGCAAUUGGUAGUAUUCAAAAUUAUUUGGUUUAUACUAAUAGUUUAUUGUUUAUUCGUGCAGGUGCAGAUUCAAGAAUUGCUGGUAUCAUGUUGGCAAUCGCAACUUUUUUGAUAUUAAUCAUUGGUCCCGUUGUUAUUGGAUUUAUACCUGUUUGUGUGGUUGGCUCUUUGAUUUUCUUAUUGGGUUAUGAGUUAUUGAAAGAGGCUGUUUGGGAUACUUGGAGUAAAGUUUCCACAGUUGAAUACUUAACAAUUGUUGUUAUUGUGCUAACUAUGGGUGUCUAUGAUUUUGUUAUUGGUAUUUUAGUUGGUAUCAUUAUUGCAAGUUUCCAUUUCCUUUAUGAAAAUACCAAAAUUCCAAUCAUUUAUAGUCAAUACACUGGUGAAGUGGCAAGAUCAACUGUUAUUAGACAUCCCCUACAAAAACAAUUUUUAAGUAAAAUUGGGAAACAAAUUUAUGUUUUGAAAUUACAAAGUUUUUUGUUCUUCGGUACAAUUGGUAAAAUUGAGAAAACUGUUCGUGAUUUGUUUGAAGAGGAAAAUUUACACAAGAACCCAAUAAGGUAUUUGAUUUUAGAUUUCAAAAAUGUUUUGAAUGUUGAUUUCAGUGCAGCUGAAGGGUUGAAUCGUAUCAAGAAUUUUAUUAUUGAACAAAAUGCUUAUAUGAUCAUUUCAAUUGGUGAUAAGGAUAAUAUUUUAACAUCAUUGAAAAAUGUUGGUUUAUUCGAUCAUGAAAAUGAAGCUAUGAUUUCUAAAUUACAAGUUUUCCAAGACUUGAAUGCUUCUUUAGAAUGGUGUGAGAAUGAAUUUUUAACUAAAUUUAAACAAUAUCAAAAAUAUAAAAAAGUUGAAGCUUCAAUGUCAAUUCCAACAUCAUCUUCUGAAGAUAAUCAACAUUUACAAGUCAAUAAAUACGCUGCUUUACCAAUAAAUACACCAAGAAACACAAAUUUCAUUAAAGAAGCUCAACAAUAUAUCAAAAAGGAAUCAAGCAUUAUUCAUAAACCUUUAAGAUCAACUUCAACUUCCACCAAUGUUGAAUUACAAGAACCAUUACCAUUAUUAUUAUUUUCAUUACAAGGAUUAUCAAAUAAAGAUGAAUCGUAUUGGAAGAAAUUGGUUCCAUUUUUUGAAAAAAGAAUCAUUAAUGCAGAUGAAGAAUUACAUAUUGCACCAACAGAGUCAUUUUUCGUUUUAAUGGAGAGUGGUGUUUUAACAGUUACUUAUUAUAUUAAUUCAAGUGCAAACAUUUAUGAAACUUUAUUACCAAGAACAAUCAUUGGAAGAUUUAAUGAUGAUGUUGUUAGAAAAGAUCGUUAUAAAUCAGUUUUGAAAGCUAAAGCUAAUACCACAAUUUGGGUUUUGAAUGAUACCAAGUUGAAUAACUUGAAACAAAACAAGAUUGAGCUCUAUAAUGAAUUAUUGUUGAUUGUUGUUAAAUUGAAUGAUGAAAGAUUUGAGAAUAUCACAGGUUACACUUUGAUUUCAACAUGA